Emiliania huxleyi CCMP1516 is the source of this 1326-nucleotide messenger RNA. RefSeq lists its product as hypothetical. Gene Ontology annotation, cellular component: membrane. Lineage: Eukaryota; Haptophyta; Isochrysidales; Noelaerhabdaceae. Gene Ontology annotation, biological process: protein O-linked glycosylation. Gene Ontology annotation, molecular function: mannosyltransferase activity. The coding region runs from base 1 to 1326 and encodes 441 amino acids. The transcript has 3 exons. The record is from RefSeq and is a predicted model, not a curated record.
AUGCCUUCCGCGAAAUCCCGCCGCCCUGCUGGCCCGCGCCCCGACGACCGCGGCAGCGUGAUCGGCGGCGACGCGAGCUGUCUCUUCCUACUGACACUCGCAGCCGGUGUGACCCGGCUCUGGCGAAUCGACCUUCCCGCCACGCCGGUGUACGACGAGACGCAUGUGGGUCGCUUCCUCAACUGGCGCGCCGCUUCUGCCGUUCCCAAGCGCAGCCCAUCUAAUCCGCCAUCUCAAAUCCGACUCCUCGCGCGUCUGCCUCCAAGGUACCACCAGCGCGCCUACUUCUUCGACGUGCAUCCCCCGCUAGCAAAGCUCGCCAUGUACCGCGUCGCGCUCGCCCUGGGCUUCCGCGGCGCCGCCUCCUGUCCGUACGAGUCGACCGAGCCGUUUGCGGCCGAGUGCGACCUCGCGCCUCAGCGGCUGCUGCCGGCACUGUGCGGCACGGCGAUGGUGCCGGUCGCCUUUAUCACUGCGCGCGCCGCCGGGCUCUCGCGUGCGUCGAGCCUGCUCGCCGCCUACCUCGUGCUGAGCGACAACCUCUUCCUCGCCCUCUCGCGCCUCCACCUCAACGAUAUCAUCCUCGCCCUCCUCUGCAAGUACGGCGCGCCCCUCACCACCCUCGGCUGGCUCGGGCUGCAGAAUCUGCUCCUUCUCUGCCGGCUCGCCGCGCAGGGGCGAAGCGUCGCGGCGCUCCUCCGGCAGGCGGCGGCGCGCGGCGCGAUUCUGCUCGGGCUGCCGCUGGCGAUGCACGUGGCGAUGCUCCGCCUCCACCUCUCCCUGCUCCCCAACUCUGGCGACGGCGACGGCUACAUGUCCGAAGGCUUCCAGGCCACGCUCGCCGGCAACCCGCUCGCCGCUUCGCUUCCGCCUGGAGAGAGGCCCUCCUUCCUCGCGCUCGCGCUCGAGCACGCCGCCACCCAGUUCCGCUACAACCGCAACAUGGCCAUCCUCUUCCCGCGCGGCUCGCACGCCUUCGACUCGCGCUGGUACUCGUGGCCGCUCGCCGCGCGAGGCGUCCACUUCUCCCUCGACCGGCAGACCUUCCUCCUCUACUACGCGCCCGCCUACUACUUCGCCAUCCUGAUCGCCGCCGCCGGCUGGGACGCACUCGUCGUCCGCGCGCGCUCCGUGCCCCGCCGGGUCGGUUGGGCGCUCACCGCCGCCGCCGCCGCAUUCUUCGGCUCCUUCACCGCGCGUCUCUGGCGGCUCGCCGUCGGCGCGCCCGCCACUCCGCACGAGUGGCACGCGAUGCUCCGCCUUGCGUCGACAGAGUGCUGGGCGGAGCAGUGGCUCGGGGAGACGUGCUGGGCGAGCCAGACGUGA